UUAAAGGCGAAUUUGAUGAGAAGAGAGCAAGCUAGCUAGCUAGCUAGGCAUGGCAGUGGGAAUAGCCAUAGCAGCAAGUGAAGGCGUGGAGUACAAUGGCAGGAUCACAAGAUUUGUUGUGUUGUCUUGCAUGAUGGCCGCCAUGGGAGGGGUCAUCUUCGGCUACGACAUUGGAAUUUCAGGUGGAGUGACGUCAAUGGCCCCGUUUCUGAAGAAAUUCUUCCCGAAGGUGUACAAGAAGAUGGAAGACGACGCCAACGUCAGCAACUACUGCAAGUUCGACAGCCAGCUCUUAACCUCGUUCACGUCCUCCCUCUACGUCGCCGGCCUAUUCGCUUCCUUCUUCGCCUCGUCGGUGACCAAAGCCUUGGGCCGGAAACCCUCCAUAAUCAUCGGGGGAGCCGCUUUCCUCGCCGGUUCUGCCCUCGGCGGGGCUGCUGUAAGCGUCCUCAUGCUCAUCUUCGGCCGCAUCUUGCUGGGUAUUGGAGUCGGCUUCGCAAACCAGUCAGUGCCAUUGUAUCUUUCAGAAAUGGCUCCGGCGAGACACCGAGGAGCGAUCAGCAAUGGCUUCCAGUUGAGCGUCGGGAUCGGUGUUCUCUCGGCGAACCUCAUCAAUUACGGCACUGAAAAGAUAAAGGGCGGGUGGGGCUGGAGAAUCUCCCUCGCCAUGGCGGCUCUGCCGGCUUCAAUCCUAACCCUAGGAGCCCUCUUCCUCCCGGAAACGCCCAACAGCCUGAUCCAACGCAGCUCCGAUCACCGGAAGGCCAAGCUGAUGCUGCAAAGAAUCCGAGGCACGGAUGAUGUGCAGGCGGAGUUCGACGAUCUGAUAAAAGCAAGCGAAACAUCGAAAACCAUCAAGCAUCCGUUCAAGAGGAUUAUGCAAAGAAAGUACAGGCCUCAAUUGGUUAUGGCUGUAGCUAUACCGCUCUUUCAACAAGUCACCGGAAUCAACGUCAUCGCCUUCUAUGCUCCUCUUCUCUUCCGAACCAUCGGCCUAGGUGUAAGCGCUUCUCUAAUGUCAUCGGUUGUCACCGGAAUUGUGGGUUGCAGCUCAACUUUCAUAUCAAUGUUCAUAGUAGACAAGCUUGGAAGAAGAGCUCUGCUCAUAAUUGGGGGAAUCCAAAUGCUGAUUUCACAACUACUGGUUGGAGGGCUAUUGACAGCUCAGCUGGGUGACCAUGGAGGAGUGAGCAAAGGGUAUGCCAUUGUGGUUUUGAUUUUGAUUUCAAUUUAUGUUGCAGGGUUUGGCUGGUCAUGGGGGCCAUUGGGGUGGCUGAUCCCAAGUGAAAUUUUCCCUCUGGAGAUUCGAUCGGCAGGGCAGAGUAUCAAUGUGGCUGUGAACUUUCUCUUCACUUUCAUUGUUGCUCAGACCUUUCUGGCCAUGCUCUGCCACUUCAAGGCUGGGAUCUUCUUCUUCUUUGGAGGGUGGGUUCUGGUGAUGACUGUGUUUGUUUACUUGUUAUUGCCUGAGACUAAGAAUGUGCCUAUUGAGGUGAUGGAUAGAGUGUGGAGGGAACACUGGUUUUGGAAGAGAAUUGUGGGGGAAGAGUCUGAAGUGAAUGGAAAAGAGGAAACAUGAACUGAUAAAUCAAUCCAUUGUUUGUUGUUUAGCUGAUGAUUAAGCAAGCUAGAUUUGGAUUCCAAAGUCAUUGUAUGUUACUGGAAGAUGAAACAAUUGUUACAUCUUUAUCUAGCUUCUUUUUUCA
Diospyros lotus (date-plum) is the source of this 1706-nucleotide messenger RNA. RefSeq names its product hexose carrier protein HEX6-like. Gene Ontology annotation, cellular component: membrane. Lineage: Eukaryota; Viridiplantae; Streptophyta; Magnoliopsida; Ericales; Ebenaceae. Gene Ontology annotation, biological process: monosaccharide transmembrane transport. The transcript has 4 exons. The record is from RefSeq and is a predicted model, not a curated record. Gene Ontology annotation, molecular function: monosaccharide transmembrane transporter activity. The coding region runs from base 50 to 1579 and encodes 509 amino acids.